Messenger RNA from Lichtheimia ornata, 750 nucleotides. RefSeq lists its product as uncharacterized. The record is from RefSeq and is a predicted model, not a curated record. The transcript is spliced from 3 exons. Gene Ontology annotation, molecular function: sequence-specific DNA binding; DNA-binding transcription factor activity. Gene Ontology annotation, cellular component: nucleus. NCBI's taxonomy places the organism in Eukaryota, Fungi, Mucoromycota, Mucoromycetes, Mucorales, Lichtheimiaceae. The coding region runs from base 1 to 750 and encodes 249 amino acids. Gene Ontology annotation, biological process: positive regulation of transcription by RNA polymerase II.
AUGUUCAGCUAUAUGAACUUUCUCAACAUGAAGCACCAGGCAAACGAGCCAGUGCAACCACCACCACCAACAGCACCUUCUUAUUAUUACUACCCAACACCAACAUCCCCAACACAACAUCAACCACCACCUCCAACGCCUCCAAACACCUAUCCAAAGCUUACCACAUCCGUUUGGGAAGAUCAAAACACAUUGUGCUAUCAAGUCGAUGUGAACGGCGUAUGCGUAGCAAGACGACAAGACAAUGACAUGGUGAAUGGCACCAAGCUUCUCAAUGUUACUGGUAUCUCUCGAGGCAAGCGUGAUGGCAUACUCAAACAUGAGCGCGGUCGUGUGGUAGUCAAGGUUGGAGCUAUGCAUCUCAAGGGCGUAUGGAUCACCUUUGCACGUGCCAAAGCACUUGCCGCACAAUUCAACAUUGAUAAAAUGCUUCAUCCUUUGUUUGAAGACGAUCCAACUGCCUACUUUUGUCAUCAAGAUUAUUAUGGUACAGCAUCAACCGCUGCUGCAGCAACACAACAACAACAACAACCCUCCCUGCAACAUCCACAAGAAGAGUGUCCCUCUUGGCAACUUGGUAGCUCCUCCAUCCUCUCCGAAUACUCGGCCCCAGGAACACCCGAUAUCUUUCCACCACAUCAACAAGAAAUGAUGCCGUUUUCCUUUGUAUCCAUGAUGAAUCUACAAGAACCAGAGGAUGAGCAGAUGCAGCAGCAGCAUGAUUUCUAUUACUAUUACCAUAACCAUUAA